This is a messenger RNA of Osmerus eperlanus (European smelt), 4434 nucleotides long. It is a transcript of the gene b3gat1b, whose product is annotated as beta-1,3-glucuronyltransferase 1 (glucuronosyltransferase P) b. Lineage: Eukaryota; Metazoa; Chordata; Actinopteri; Osmeriformes; Osmeridae. Gene Ontology annotation, biological process: chondroitin sulfate proteoglycan biosynthetic process; carbohydrate metabolic process. Bases 2298 to 3305 code for a protein of 335 amino acids. The transcript has 4 exons. Gene Ontology annotation, molecular function: galactosylgalactosylxylosylprotein 3-beta-glucuronosyltransferase activity. Gene Ontology annotation, cellular component: Golgi membrane. The record is from RefSeq and is a predicted model, not a curated record.
AUUCUGCUGUUGACAGUUUUCAGUCUCCAAGGAUGAACAUAGGCGGCUCAAAAAGCCGUCGUUCAACAUUUCGGUUCACUUCGUGAUGUGUCUGUUCACGUUCUUGGCGGCUACGAGCAGAGGAAGAAACACUGGAUCAAAGCAUUAUAUUUUAUUACACCACCAAUAAGACCACGGUACGAUUACACAAGAUUCCAUAGAAUAUCAGGCCGGGAGAACCGUAGUUUCCAAUAAACACUGAUUUACCUGCAUGGUAAUCGUGUUCUGCAUAAUGUAGGCUGUAAUAAUUAUUUGCAUGAGGGAGCUGUAUUUUUUUGCAUAAUAAUGUGCUUUGAAUAAUGUGCUUAUGAGCUGUCCUAUACAGUGGAUCAGUAACCCACACUGGGUUACACUGAUGGACACUUAUAUAUGAGUCUCACAGCAAACAGUAGACUGCUGGGAGGCUGAGGGUCUGUGAUUGGAACAGCUUUCCUCUCCAUUGUAGAGUAACUGCUGGUAGCCUGAAGCUUCCUGUGGCUUUCUUUUGUCUGCAUGCCAGUAUAGAAAGUACUCUCCUUGAACUGACCAGAUGGAUCCGUCUACAACGCAGGACAUGCAGUGUUCCGUUUAUUACAGCACUGGCCUGCAGGUGCAGCAUAAUUGUGAAAUAAGUCAUAUGGACUGGGGGUUCUAAAUUACUGAUUGCUACAAUAUUCUGCAUUGUCAUUACCUUGCCAAUAUUAAUGGCACCUCAUUAACACAGCAACCCCAUUAAGACCGGCAUGAUGGGAUAAUUACCCACCAUGCCAAUGGAUCUUUUACACCGGGGUUUGCAUCCUCUAAUCAAGGAUUAAUUAUACCUUAGUGGCUGUGAUUAAUGAGAAGACAAUUGGUCUUGAUCCCAUGCUAAAGGUGAAGUAGGUGAUUAGCUGUGCUCUGCAUUACUUCUUUCCACUGGUCAGAGACAUCUACUGAAUGUGGCGUGGAAGGCAGAAUCAAUGUCAUGUUGUGGUUCCAGCAAUCAACCAGCUCUGAGCUCAUUGGAUGAGUUUGAUUGUUGAGUUUGUUUAUCGCUUGUGUUUCACUCCGGGAGCCCAGCAAUCUCCUGCAGUGGUUCAGGCACCUUUUUCUGGUGUCACAAAAGACGCUGGAAAUCAGCAAGUCAAACCUACACUUGAUUCAAAUCAAACAUGCUCUAACUACGUCAACAGCGAAGGAAUAGUCACAGGUUUAAAUCAUUUAUAUUUACCACCAUAGCCCUAACUCUUAUGAAGGUAAAUCAGAAAACAUACCACAUCUUCUGGCUGGUUGCACCUGUGGAGUCGACUAGCAGGUCAUGUGUUAUGCCUCUGCGGAUUUGAAAGCUUUGUGUCAUCACCUCGCCUGCAGUGAACCUUUAGAUCGCUUUGGGCUUCAUGAUAUCUGCUUCAGGCUGUUUUUUUGUGACAGGUGUAGUCCACAUUCACAGUUUGCGAUUCAACCCAACAUUAUGGACUCCAAACACUCUUUUACAGCCUACUGUCACAGACCCAUUGCCUUAGAUCACAUGCAAACAGAGGAAUUUUGUUGUGUUUCAGAUUGCUUUUUCAUGAGGCGAUGAAAGGACCGCUCGCAGCCCUUCCUGACCUAUUUUCGGGUGUGUAGUGGCUCCACUGGGGGCAGAGGGAUCGUAAAUCGCAAAUGUUUUUCUGCAGAGCUGACCCUGUGAGCCAGAUCCUUGUAUGGUGAUUCAAGCUGACUUUUCAUGGUGGCACAAAGAUGGUUCAUUAGAAGGCUGCUUUUCUACUUCCUGGGCCAGCUCAUCAUGUCACUGGCUGAGGGGGGGAUGCACUGUCUUGUAUUGUAUAAAGCCUUUUAGAAAGUCAGGGAUCACCCUCACUCUCUCGAGUGUUGACUCUAUACUGGAGACGUCUUUCAGCAAGUGUUAAAGUUGCAACUUGUUGUCUUUGAACUGUUAAUAAGCUGCUAAUAACAUCCAUGAAUAAAUAUAAAUGUCCUCAACCUUGAUCAUACAAUAGACUCAGUUCAACACAAGAGCUGAGUGUUUCGAUUGAUCUCUAUGUUCUGACAAAUGACUUUACUGUUGGGUACACGGUGAACUUAAUCAAACACCUCCUUCGUACCAACGGUUAAAAUACAGCGGCAGGGAGAAACUGCAUGUAUUAUUAGCACAAACCCACUUCCUGUAUUUUAGCAAAGGGUUUUCAAGUUAACAUCUCCAUUUUAGCUUUUGUAUUGAGUGGCGUUCAGUCUGACCUUGAAGCACCCUCUGUGAUGUGUGCCGCAGGUAAUGACGUGGCUCAGGUCCGACCCCGGAGAUGCCGAAGAGACGGGACAUAUUAGCCAUCGUGUUGAUCGUGUUGCCUUGGACUCUACUGAUCACCGUCUGGCACCAGAGUACCAUCGCCCCCCUGCUGGCUGCUCGAAAGGAUGACAGACAUGAGAGUCGGCGAGACUCUCGGAACACCUUCGGCCUUAGGGAGCCCUGCUCCAUGGAGAACCGAGACAUUGUGGAAGUUGUCCGCACAGAGUACGUCUACAGCCGGCCUCCGCCCUGGUCCGACGUGCUGCCCACCAUCCACAUCAUCACCCCCACCUACAGCCGACCCGUCCAGAAGGCGGAGCUCACCCGGCUGGCCAACACCUUCCUCCACGUCCCCAACCUGCACUGGAUCCUGGUGGAGGACUCCCAGAGGAGGACGCCCCUGGUCACCCGGCUCCUCCGGGACACAGGGCUCAACUACACCCACCUCAACGUGGAGACCCCCAGGAACUAUAAGCUGCGUGGGGACAUGAGAGACCCGCGGAUCCCCCGGGGAACCAUGCAGAGGAACCUGGCGCUGCGCUGGCUCCGGGAGACGUUCAGCGUCAACAGCAGUCAAGCUGGCAUCGUCUACUUUGCAGACGACGACAACACCUACAGCCUGGAGCUGUUUGAGGAGAUGCGUUCGACCAAAAAGGUGUCGGUGUGGCCUGUGGCCUUCGUAGGAGGCCUGCGCUACGAGUCCCCUAAAGUCAACACCCUGGGGAAAGUGUACGGUUGGAAGACUGUAUUUGACCCACACCGGCCCUUCGCCAUCGACAUGGCUGGCUUUGCGGUCAACCUGCAGCUUAUUCUGUAUAAGCCUCAGGCCUACUUCAAGUUGCGAGGAGUAAAGGGAGGCUACCAGGAGAGCAGCUUACUGAGGGAACUGGUCACACUCAAUGACCUGGAGCCCAAGGCUGCUAAUUGCACUAAGGUACUUGUAUGGCACACGAGGACAGAGAAGCCUGUUCUGGUGAAUGAAGGCAAGAAAGGAUUCACUGACUCCAAUGUAGAGAUAUGAUACUUGGUCUGAUACCAGGUGAUGAAAGAGAUAUGUAAAUGACUCUGACCCCCUGGAGGGCUGCGGAGGGCCGACACGCUCUCCUAGGCCCCCCAGGGACUUGACAUGAACCUGGAAACCUACUGUAGAAUCGAAGCUUGUCCUGCUGAAUAUGUAUUGCACAUUUGUUAUUCAAAAUGUAAGAAUACUGGAUAGAACAUGUGUUCGCUGCCCACUAAGCACACUGGCUUUUCAGGUACCUCCUCUGGCUGGGACAGUGGAGUAUUCUGUAUUCUGGCUGAGUGAGGGAGUCAGUGGUGCUUGUACUGUACAGUUCUUUAGGUCCACCCCUGGCUGCUAUGGUAACAGUUCUAAAAGGGGAGCCAACCAGUCCACAAAUACAGUACUGUAGCACACAGCCUCAAACACGGGCAUCAAAUAUCAAAGCACAAAGUCACAGAGGAGAGCAAUAUUCAGCUGAGCGCAUUGGCGCCCUGAUGACAGGAAGGCUGCCAAGAUGAGCUGGCCAGAGAGCAAAGAGAGAACAAGUCAGGCAAUGCAGAGCGCAGGACUCAUAGACGCUGGAUCCAAUAGGAAGCAUCCUCCAACCAGCCAAAACAAGCCAACCAUCCCAUCAGUGUUCUCGAACCACACAUUGGACCAAUCAGUGGCCUGGUGGUCUCUCCUCUCUGUAGGGGGAGCUGGCCCCGGUUGUCCAGGCCUGGCCUGUUGUGGGGUGUGAAGCAGGAAAGAAGAAUGGGGGCCUUGUCUGGCGGGGAUCAGCAGUGACUGACAGACUGGUCAGGGAGGACAUGAACCCAUCCCGUGUUCACUGUAAAACACUGAGCUAUUCAGACAGCGCCCUCAACUUCAUUGCAAAUGAGACACACGCAUGCAGACACUCAAAUGCAGACACACACACACACACGUACACACAAAGCAGGGAGAAAAAUAGCUAGUCUAACACUACGUUACUGUAAUCAGAGCUUCAUUUUUUCCCUUCCAUUCGUAUGCACACAUUUCCUGAUCAUGCAACACUACUGAUUUUGUUUCAGCACUUUCAUGUUCAGAUCAGGGUCUUCUGUACAGAUUACAGUAUAUAUCACAGAGUUCUCCAACAGAAAUUAUUGAUCUUUAAAGGUAUGUGACA